AUGUCACAACAAGCAGGUGCUAGUAUUAGAAGAAAAUUAGUCAUCGUAGGUGAUGGUGCGUGUGGUAAGACCUGUCUAUUAAUUGUAUUUUCCAAGGGUCAGUUCCCAGAAGUAUACGUUCCAACAGUGUUUGAAAAUUACGUUGCUGAUGUCGAAGUAGACGGACGUCGUGUCGAAUUAGCAUUAUGGGAUACCGCUGGCCAAGAAGAUUAUGAUAGAUUAAGACCAUUAUCAUACCCAGAUUCUAAUGUUGUCCUAAUCUGUUUCUCCAUCGAUCUACCUGAUUCUUUAGAGAAUGUGCAAGAAAAAUGGAUUGCUGAAGUGCUCCAUUUCUGUCAAGGUGUUCCUAUUAUUCUUGUUGGUUGUAAAGUUGAUUUAAGAAAUGAUCCACAAGCCAUCGAAGCUUUAAGAGCAGAUGAACAACAACCAGUAAGUACCGCCGAAGGUCAAUCUGUUGCUGAACAAAUUGGAGCCACCGGCUAUUAUGAAUGUUCAGCCAAAACUGGUCUUGGUGUGAGAGAAGUCUUUGAAGCUGCCACAAGGGCUUCGUUUAUGGGUAAGUCAAAGAAUAAUGGAAAAUCCAAGAAGAAUUCUUCUGACAAGAAAAAGAAGAAGAAGAUGAAGUGUGUUUUAUUAUAA
Molecule: messenger RNA, 639 nt
Organism: Naumovozyma castellii
Lineage: Eukaryota; Fungi; Ascomycota; Saccharomycetes; Saccharomycetales; Saccharomycetaceae
Product: Rho family protein
Exons: 1
Coding region: 1-639 (212 amino acids)
Source: RefSeq, a predicted model, not a curated record